Molecule: messenger RNA, 7429 nt
Organism: Haemorhous mexicanus (house finch)
Lineage: Eukaryota; Metazoa; Chordata; Aves; Passeriformes; Fringillidae
Gene: PSKH1
Product: protein serine kinase H1
Exons: 4
Coding region: 313-1569 (418 amino acids)
Biological process (GO): protein phosphorylation
Molecular function (GO): ATP binding; protein kinase activity
Source: RefSeq, a predicted model, not a curated record
GUCCCCGGCGCGCGGUGAUGACGUCAGGAGGCGGUGCCGCGCCGCGGCCGGAGUGGGCCGAGGUUGGAUGAAGAGUCUCAACUUCUUCCAGGUGUCCCUUUAAAACAUUUCUUAUUUCUCCACUUGCUUCUCCCCAUGGAAGACAGGCUGGGGUUCCUUUUCUGCUGUUCAUGCUGAGCAGUUGCUUGAAGAGGUGGUGCUUGAGUGGAGAUACACCUGGUGAUGAUUCAAAUGUGGGAAUCACCCCGGAUGUGGUUGCUGCUGAUGCUCCCCUGGGAACAUGCCUUGAUAGGGAAUUAACACCAGUCAGUGAUGGGCUGUGGGACAAGCAAAGUGCUUCCCGAGCCCCCCAAAGAUGUGCAGCUAGACCUGGUUAAAAAAGUCGAACCUUACACGGGCCACAGUGACAUCUACAAGCAUUUCAUCAAAGAUGACUGCGGGGCUGUCAUCAAAGCUGGCUCUCCCUCCCCUCCCCAUCACACCAACCCCUAUCCCGGGAAUGCCCUGCCCGCCCAGCAGCCCGAGCCCCGCAAGAACAAAGUGGCCAAAUACCGCGCCAAGUUCGACCCGCGAGUGACGGCCAAGUACGACAUCAAAGCGCUGAUCGGGAGGGGCAGCUUCAGCCGCGUGGUGCGCGUGGAGCACAAGGCCACCAAGCAGCCCUACGCCAUCAAGAUGAUCGAGACCAAGUACCGCGAGGGGCGCGAGGUGUGCGAGUCGGAGCUGAGCGUCCUGCGCCGCGUGCGCCACACCAACAUCAUCCAGCUCAUCGAGGUGUUCGAGACGCAGGACCGCGUCUACAUGGUCAUGGAGCUGGCCACUGGCGGCGAGCUCUUCGACCGCAUCAUCGCCAAGGGCUCCUUCACCGAGAGGGACGCCACGCGUGUGCUGCAGAUGGUGCUGGACGGCGUGAGGUACCUGCACACGCUGGGCAUCACCCACCGCGACUUGAAGCCGGAGAACCUGCUGUACUACCACCCGGGCACGGACUCCAAAAUCAUGAUCACGGACUUUGGGCUGGCGAGCGCGCGCAAGAAGGGGGACGACUGCCUGAUGAAAACCACGUGUGGCACUCCGGAGUACAUCGCUCCCGAGAUCCUGGUCAGGAAGCCCUACACGAACUCCGUGGACAUGUGGGCCCUGGGGGUGAUCUCCUACAUUCUCCUCAGCGGCACGAUGCCCUUUGAGGACGACAACCGCACCCGCCUGUACCGGCAGAUCCUGAAGGGAAAGUACAGUUACUCAGGCGAGCCCUGGCCCAGCGUGUCCAACCUGGCCAAGGAUUUCAUCGACCGCCUGCUGACGGUGGACCCCAGUGACAGGAUGACAGCCCUUCAGGCCCUGAAGCACCCGUGGGUGGUCAGCAUGGCAGCCUCCUCCUCCAUGAAGAACCUGCACCGUUCCAUCUCACAGAACCUUCUCAAGAGGGCAUCCUCCCGCUGCCAGAGCACCAAGUCAGCGCAGUCCACCCGCUCCAGCCGCUCCACCAAAUCCAACAAGUCGCGGCGCGUGCGGGAGCGGGAGCUGCGCGAGCUCAACCUGCGCUACCAGCAGCAGUACACGGGCUGAGCUUGAGUCUCUUGAAAAGAAAAUUCAGAAGGAGGACCCCUGCCACAGGUCUGCUCUGCGCCGCAGGUGUGCACACACUCAGCGAGGAACAGCCGGGUUCCUCCCUCCCUCCCUGCAGGCGUGCCCCCCUCCCAUGGGGAGGUGUCCCCCUCACCCCGUGCGGAGGAAAGGGAACCUCGUGGUGGCCGUGCCAGCCUGCGAGCUGUGCCACGGGGUCUCGUGCCAGAAACGGGGGAGUCCUUGUGGGCUCCGAGCCUCAAGGAAUUAAGGAGCCACGUGGGGAGAAGAGCUCUUUCUGUAGCCCAGGAGCUUGGUUGUUCAUAGUUAUUUAUUAAUUCCAGAGUGUUUAGUUUCUCUCACUUGUGUAUGGAAAAAAGAAGCAAUCACUUGGUGUGUCUGUGCGUGCACGUCCGUGUGUGCACAUACACAUGUGGGGGUGUAUAUGUAUUUAAAAAUUAUGGAUACACAGAUUUUGGGCUGGUUUAGUCAGACUCCGUGGUGCCUUUGCAGCGAAGCUGGAAUGAGUCAUGUGCAGUUAGAAGUGGGAUAGCUCUGACUCACUGGUGUGCUGCCCACCAGCUCCAUGCCAAAGAGAUGCCAGACAGCAGUUUUCCACGAGGGCUGGGAAGCUGUGAGGUUUCCCCCAAGGGCUGCCAUCCUCCUGAUGACGUCAAGGGCUCACUUGAUGACAUCAAGCGUUUACUCCUGGAAUUGUCCUUUCCCUGUUUGCAGUAAGACCAGUGCCUGUCAUGCAGGGUUUGUUCUUGUGGCUCUGUUGUGUCUCUGACGUGUUACACACCUUGCACCCUUCAGAAGAAGGUGGAGAAGGCUGAGUUUUCUUGUGCUAAGGGGAAAAAAGAGGGGGGAGGCUUUAGGGAUGUGCUUCCCACCCCAGAGGUGGAAUGGCCUAUAACCACUGUAAGCACAGUGUUACUGACCAUGUCACUGCACCAGAACUUUGGUGGUUCCAGGCUGUUCCCUGUCUGCAGAUUUGACAGGGCUCCCCUGCUUUGUGUGCCUGUGCAGCCCCAGCACUGCCAUCCCUGCUUUGGGACUCUGGUGGUGGGAGCUGUUGGGGUGGCCACAAAUAGCUCCAUAGCAUCAGGGUAGGGGCUUGAGUAGUUUAAGCCCAGUCUGGGAAUGUCAGCAAUGACAGUACCCUGGAGACAUUGUACAAAUGCCCUAGAGCUGUGAGGGGUGACUUAAGUUCACCAGGAAAAAGCUGCCUUUGAGGAGUCCUUGUGCUGUGUAGGUGAUGAGGUGGCCUCUUAGAAAGGACUCUCAGGAGAGGUGGGGGCUGCAGAGCUGAGCUUUCUGCAAGCCUGCUGAGAUUCUCUUCCCAGCUAGUUAGAGCAUCAAAGUGGGGCUGAUGGCACAGGCACAGGAUGGAUUUGGCUUCUCAUGGUAGCAGAGACAAGAUCAGCAGUGAAGGAAAAUGCUGGGGUUUGAAACUUUUCUUCCGAAGCCACCCGAUUUGCUUUGUGCUGUGCACUUGGGAAGGGCUUGCUUGGCUCUGGACUGGAGGUCCAGGCAGUCCAAGCUCAAGGGUCUGGUGAGCUUGGCCUUUUCCUAGGAUUGAUGCCUGUGCCACUGUGUUUUAGUGUCAGCAGGGCUGAAGUGGUCAGUCACAUCUCCAGGGAGCUCUCACAGUCACUCCUAGUCAGCAAACAGCAAAGCAGCUUUAAUGGGAGACAAUUGGAGUUUUCUGUGCUAAGGUAAAAAAAAAAGCGGGGGGAGAUUUCUGGGGGUGUGCUUCCCACCCCAAAGGUGGGAUGGGCUAUAAAUACAUGUAACCAGCCUGGUGUGCCCAAGCAUGUGGUAGGGAGUAGAGCAGAAACUUGAGGACAGCCACUGUGUGUAGCAGGAGUGAAUCUGAAAUCCUGUGUGUGGUUUUGCAUGUUAUUUUGGAAACCUCACAUCCUUUUCAGGCUGCCCUUGCUCUGAGGAACCCAUCCUACCAUGUCACACGCAGUCUUUCUUCCAUCAGCAUUAACAGAUACUGUAGAAUUCCUCAAAUUGGGGUUUUUUUUCAACUCUGUGGACUGCAAACAAAAAUAUUUUCUGCAUCUUUUACCUCCUCACAUUGUUUUUCCCUAGUUUGUUACCGUGAGCUAUAAACUAGAUGUGAUUUCUGACAAAGCAGGCAGCUUGCCACAUUUUGCUUCAUAAACAGUUCAGUGUCCCUCAUGGUACUGCAAACAGCUCUCCAAAAGCAGGAGCUCCUCUUAGGCCAGUAUCAGCUGGGCCAUGGGGGCCCUGCAGGUCAGGGGGUAGCAGGAGGCUCCCUUGGAGCACGUCUGCUUCUGAGCCAUUACUUGAAGAGGCUUUGGUGUGUUUGGAGCAUCACUCCAGGCACUGAGAUUGUUUUCACCUCCUGGCUGCUCCCAUGGCCCUCUCCAGAUUAUCCUGCAUUUUUAUCCAUAAAACAGGGAUUUUGCCUGUGUGAGGGGGUCAAACUGAUGAACUGAGCCAAGACCUCUAGAACUGAGACCCUUCCCCUUAACCACUAGACCAUGAAAAUGCCCAGGCAUCAUGCAGAUAUCUGCCCAUGCUGUUCCUUUAUCCUUCUCUUAUGGGAUGUGGAAUGCAUAAAGCUCUGGGCUAACCAGGCUUGUUUCUCCACCUUCACAAAGCAGAACAAGAACCUUCUCUUCUGUGACAAUUUUUCCUUCAUUGAUCUAUUCCACAACUGGUUUUUCACCAGGGGAAGUUCAGAGUGAUCAUUUGUGAUUAUUUUGGGCUGGAAUAUGUUUUGAAAAGCAGGAGGUUACUGUGCAGGUUCCUGACAGUCGCAGGAUUUGGUGGUGAUGCUCUGUGACUAGGAAUGAAUUGGCAGAAGGGAGGAUCCUUCACAUAGCUGAGAAUACUGGAUAGCUGCAACUGCUUCUCUGUGGUAUUGAGGUGUGUGCAGUCCUCGGGCACUCCACUGCUUGGGAACUGUGGGAAGCGGGCAAAGGCCAUCCCAUAAAGAGCUUUGGCUUUUCUGAAAAAAGAACUCUAAUUCUUCUCACAUAUGCAAGGUUUUCUUGUUUACAUGGAAAAAUCAGUGUAAACUUGGGAAAGUCUUUACAGGCUUUCCUUCUGUAGUUCAAUUUUAACACCCUUGGCUCCCUCCCUCUUCUGUUUCUAAAUCCAGUAUUCACAGGAGCUUUGCAGCCAGACGAUAACGUGUGGCCAGAGGGGAGAUGAGCAGAGCUCUGUCCAAGUGACCUUGGAGUCCUCAGUGAUCUUUCACUCAGUCUGGAAAACUGUGAUGAUCCAAAUGCCACGUUGGAAAGUCCAGCUUAAGAACAAUUCCUCAGGUGCUUUUAUUCUUGCAAGGGGGACAUGCUUUCAGUUGGGUCUGGUGUGCAGGGGGACAGGCAAAGUGCUGUAAUUCUGAGCCAUAGUCCAGGUGCCUUCAAUCUGUCCUCUAAGAAGCUCUUCACUGUGAAUUACCUUGAUCAUCUGUCUUCAUUCCACAGGAGCAGCUCAGUGCUCAGUUGGUCUUAAGUCUCAGGAGUUUACACUUUUCAGGAGUGCCUUUUUUGGGGAUUUUAGAAACUAAAAUCUCUCUGAAAUGUUUUUUUCUACUCUUUAAUUUAAUUUUUUUAAUGUCCUUCUUUGAUUCUAAUGGUGGUUCUUAAUUUGGCUCACAGGGUGUUUUUGGGAAAUUUCCCUUCUGAAUGUGCAGGGAGGACAGAAGUAACACCUGCUUGUUCCAGACCACCACAAAUCUGAGUGCUUCUGUUUCGCCUGCUCUGGCUCACGAAGGGGAGGUGGAGUUGGAAUGACACCUAGUGGCAAAUUGUGGUGUGUCCUCGUCCAAGCACAGCCCUCUCCUCGCUUUGUCCCCUCUGUUUCUGGGUGCGAUGCUCUUUGAGAGUAAAGGGAAUUAGGGUGGUUUGUCUUUUGGAACUUAGCAGUACUGUGUAAAACAAUCCCAUCCUUUGUCCUGGGAGUUUGGCUGCUCUCUUGAGGGAGAGAAUUACAGCUUCAAAGAAUGUGGCCUGUUGGUUCCUUGAUUUUUAUUAUUUUUGUCAAGGGUUAUUGGAAAAGAAUGUGAAAAAGUCUUCCAGAAAUGGCAUUAGGGGGUCUAAAGAUUUGCAUCCAGAUUUUUGAGUGUGUAGUGUGUUUUCCUAAAACAGCAGUUACCAGUCCAUGUUUGAUUUACUUCUCACUCAGGCUUCUAAAAAUCUUAACACAUCAACCCAGUGGGGGUAGAAACUGCCCUUCCUUCGAUCCUGAAGAAAUUUGUGCUGUUUAACACUGCAGCUGUGAUAGCAUCCAGAUGCUCCUGCUCUGUGUUGUUCUUGGAAGCACACAGCUGUACGUGGAGGAAAGCUUGAGAGCCUUGUGAGGAGCUUAAGCCCAGACAAGCGGGCUCAGACUUGCUGGCUUUGGUGGUGAUGUGGAAACCAGCUGCAGUGUAGGGCCUGCUUCACGUGUUUGUUCUGGUUGUGAUAAACCCUCACGCUCUCCUUUGGAAUCUGGGUAUUUUCCUCUUUUAGGUGAGAUAUUUUCUGUUCUGGUAAUUUACACUAUUUCUGAGGCCCUGCUCCAUUUCUCAGUCCUGUUUUCUACCCGGGUGUUUGGCUGCAGUACUAAGAGAGUCAGCUUUUAUCUGAUGCACAAACUGGAAUAGGAAUGAUGGUUCACUUGGCUGCUGGGCAGCAGCUCUGGGUUUGGUUCUGUAGGAGCUGUGGCAAGUCCAGGGGCAAGGUAGAAGCUUCCAUAUGAUGCCUUUGAGGACCUGCAGUGCAGGCUCAGCUCAGUCUUGUACCACAUAGGGCAACCACUGUGUGGCUGUUACAGGCCUCCAAUUAGGCUGUGUGGGGCCAUAUUGUUUUAAGUAAUGAUAUUGAAGAUUUGGGGGGGUUGAGGUGGGAUAAAUUAAAAUCUCAAUUGUUUGACUUAAUUUAGUUUUCUAAAUGAUGCAAAGCAACACAGACAUUGGCUUCUUUGGCACCAGUAUGAGCCCUAGAAUUUGCAGGGAGGUUGGGUUGUCCAGGCCUCUCACCCACUCAGCUUUCUCCUGGAAAGUGUCAUGAAGUGCCUGUACCACUCAGUGCAUGUACCCAGUCCCAAGUUGCCUUCACCACUCUUGGGAGGAUUUUGGUGCUUUUUUUUGACAACUCAGUCUCCUCUUUCACCCUGGAUUAAGAGUGCAGCACUCCAAGGCAGGUACCUGCAUGUCAGCUGUGCCUACUGUGCAGGAAACUUCCCAAAGAAAUAAAUGUGAACAGCAGGGACGUGCUGUGGCCAGCGGCAUCACGGAGCUCAGUGCCUUCCACCCUCGGUGUGCCAGGAGCAGCGGGAGCUCUGCCUGGUGACAAUUGUCCCUCUCCCACUGUCCCCCCCUGCCUGGUGAUGCUGCAGAUGUGUGAUGGGCGAGCUCUGGCUGCUGUUGCAGAGGUCACUGCACUGUUUUUUUGCUGAAUGUGGAAUCAGUUCGUGGAGCAGCUCCAUGGCCCAGCGAGGUGUGUUACAAAGCAGCAGCUCCUGGUGUUACAAAGCAGCAGCUCCUGUGCUGACGCCCCGAUGCCCUGAGCUUUCCUGUUGCCUUUCCCUACGGAAGGAACCUCCCGGGAAGCCCUUUGGAUCUGAGAUCUUCCGGCACUUGAUGUUAUUUUUGGUUGCCCAGUUUCCGGUGCUGGGUUGGAACAGUUUGGAAGUGACUCUGGUCUCAUUCAGUCGGUCUGUGUCCCAUCCAGUGUCCCGUUCUGUGCCUUGCCUUUCGAGUCCUGGCUUUACUCUAAGGACUGUCCUGUCAGAUGAGGUGGGACCCAUUGUAAUUAGUCUGUAAUGUUCAAGUUAGAGUGUACAGAAUUAUUUAUUUGUUGUACUCGUUCUGCUAAAACAUGUCCAUGUAUUCUGUGUA